Molecule: messenger RNA, 9905 nt
Organism: Paramuricea clavata
Lineage: Eukaryota; Metazoa; Cnidaria; Anthozoa; Malacalcyonacea; Plexauridae
Source: the annotation of a GenBank genome assembly
CGCAGAUGCAUGACGGUAACGUUCUGUCUCGCGUUGAUAUUUGUUCAAAAUGGCGGCCUGUUCGAAGGAAUUGUGAAGAUUUUGGGACGGAUAAUUCACACAAUUGCUUCGUUUUAACAUACAAAUCUACUGAAUUUUGAAGAUUAUAGUCCAGAAGAGAUGGCUGUGCAAAUUAGAAGUAAACGCAAGAAGAAUUUCAGGUCAAGCGAAGCGAUGCAAUUUGACGACCCGGCGACUCCUACACUGAGUCGGGAAGUUGAAAAGCCGGACGAUGAAUCAAGUUUAAAUGUACGACGGUCGUCUAGGAAACCCAAACCUAAGAAGCUUACUGAUGAUUUUGAAGAAGAUAUUCCGCUUGAUAUCAAAAUCAAACAAGAACCUCUAGACGAGGAUGAAUUAACACCAACAGUAUAUAUGUCUGAGGCCCCGGUCUUUGAUACAGAACCUGUCGAUGAUACGACAUCCUUUGUUAACCCUGGUGCUCGUUUGCGGCGCGAAACACGAAAAUCAUUUCAAAAUUAUCUUGAAACACUUGGAUAUAACAGAGACUUUUCAAAAAUAUCUGAACAAGAACAAGACUCUGAACCUCAGCAAAGGUCUGGAAAGUCUUCAGGUAAAAGAGUUAGUCAAGUAAACUUAAAAACUGAAUCAGAGGACAAUUUUACACAAUCAUGGCCACUUCCAAAUGAGAAAUAUUCAUUAUCAGAGCAAACAGAUGCAUCGUCCAAAGUUCGGUUUUCGUCUCGGACACCUAGACCAAAGAAAACAUUUAGUUUACUGGAAGAAGAAAUUAACAUGUCAGCAAGCAGGAGUGGUCUUGAUAGUGUAGACCCAACAGAUGUUCAUUUAGACAUUCAAAAACAAGCUACAAAGAAAGAUAAAUCAAGAAAAUAUGCAUCUGGUAGUGAAAAGGUUAAAAUCUCAGUGCGCUGUCGGAGUACACCAACCUCAAACACACAACCGACAUCAACUCCACUUGGUAAGAGUGAAGUUGAUGAACCCAGUGUUAUGUCAGAUGAAAUGGAUGGCACACCAACAAGGACAUCUGGUAGAGUAAGAGUUCCAAAACGCCAGUUCUCACUACUUGAAGAUGAGGCGCAAUCUGAUGCAAAGAGAGAAAAAUUGAUGUCACCUGAGCAUAUUGCCUCAUCUGAGGUUAAGAAAGGAAAACGAAUAGACAGUAUUAUACCUAGUGAGGAUCAGGUUACAGCCCAGUCUUCUGUGGUUGUCAAAAGAUCUAAUGGAAAGAAAGGAAAGAAAAAGAAAGAACAAAAAGGAAAUGCCCUUGAUUCCUGUCCAGGAAAAGUUAAGAAAAUAAUUGAAGAUAUCAACAUAAAGAGAGAAGUAGACACAACAGAAAGCAGUCAAUCUGAAACAGAAAAGAAAACAGUUGUUAAGAAAGGAAGAGAGAGAAUCGAGAAUAUUGUGAAAUCAUUAUUAUUAGCAAAACAAUCGGAUCUUGUAUCAACACAAGAAGAAAUACCAGAAGAACAAACCUCUAGCCAAAAGAAAGGUGUGAAGAGAAAGAGGGAAAGUACUGCUAAUCAGGGAGCAAAGAAAAAUGGGAAGGGAACUGGAACAAAGAAAGCGAAGAAGAAUCCUGAAAAUGAACACAUUGUUUUAAAACUACACAUAUCACAUGGGAAAGAUAAAGACAAGACAAAAGAUGAGAAACAUCACCAUAAACAUCAUCAUCAUCAUAAACACAAGAAAACAAAAGAAAGGUAAGAGAUCAUUACUCUGUUUACUGUAAUAUGUUUUACAAUAUGGAAUAUAUUUAGUUGUAGGAUGCAUUUGUAAUAAAUGCAGUAUUACCAGAACAUACAUUAUACAUGUUUUACGUCACUUGAAUUUAAAGGGGCCCUACAGUCAUUUUUUAGUCGAAAAGCCACCUUAGGCGUAAAAAAAAAAUACCUAUGGUUCCGGUUUCAUAUCGUGAAAAAAUUAGGGUCGGUAGGUCGGAAAUAAAUUUUUUUUUUGAAUAUUUUUUUCAUGGUUUUGGCGGUUUUUUGCUGGGCGAUUUGCAGUAUUGUCCUGACAUCAAUAUUAACUAGAGAUGCAUAUUUCCUAUGGACAAAUUUAGGCAAUUUGGUUCAAGAAUUAGUGUGACAACAGACGCCAUAUUGGCACGCUGUAUGAGCAGCCCACAACCACCUGGAGAAAAUAGGGUCGCGCGGUCAAUUGCGUUGAAACAAUAAUAGGGUCGGCAGAAAAAAAAUAGGGUCGGUCGGGAACCGGAACCACAAGUAUUUUUUUUACGCCUUAAGUAGGGGACUCCACAGAGAUUUGUUUGGCUGUAUCUUACAUGCAUUAUCCAUGAGUAUGAGUACUUCCGCAUACCGGAAGACGCAUGCAUGCCGUGGUGCGCAUGUCAAGUAGCAACAAUAACAAAAAAAUGUAAACAAUACUUAAGGUGACUUUUCGACUAAAAAUGACUGUAGGGCCCCUUUAAUAUAGUUUCACCCAUUAAGUUGCAAAAUGCGUUGCAAAAUGCUGGAGCUCAAUGGGUUAAUCCUUUAAUUACUCUGUCUAACUCCAGACGAUUUUACUUGCCAAGGUACAUAGGCACUUCCGCCAAUAGUAAAAUUGAGGUAAAAGAGUAAAAUGUAAUUGAGUAAAAUGUACUAGGACAUCCAAUAGGGGACAAUGGUUAUUAAGAGUUCCAAUUCCAUCAGAAGGUACAUGUAGGUGUGGAUGGUAGAGCUGUGCAGUUCCAAAAAUUUUAACUUGGUUUCGGGUUUUUUGGGACAGAAAAACCUCAGUUCGGUUAUUUUUAGGAAUGAGCCGAUAAGGAAAAUUGCUGAUUACUGAGGCCGAUUAUUUAUACGCCGAUUAUCGUAACUAAUCGGCCGAUUAAUCUGUACCCACCGAUUAUUUUAAAAAGCAAGCGAAAAAUCACAAGAUGACCAACAAUGAAGUUGUAAAUGCGGUUUUAUUGUUUACAAUACAGUGAAUACACACUAUGUACAAUUAAAAACAGCUUCAAUCUUGCAUGUCAAUAGUCAAAAGUUUAGUUUUGGGAGAUUAUGGUGUAAAAACAGGAUAUUGUCAGCUAUGCGGAGCUAGUCUGCUGCGUUUUUCAGUGGAAAUGUUCCCAGCUUCACUUUGCUUGAGACAAAAGACACAGGUUUUGCAACAGCAGGCGGAAAUCUAUUCGUUUGUAUUCAGUAUUUUAACAUGUGCUUACAGCCCUCGAAAACCGUCAAAAUUGAGGUUGGCAAAAAAAUGCCGACUUAAAUCUGACUUAGGUCGGCACAUCUCAGCAUUUUUUAAAAUCUGUUUCCCUGUCUUGGAGCACUAAUAAUUAUGUAUUUACGAAUCAUUGAAGAAGAAGAACAGUACCAAUGUAUGAACUCAUUUAUGUAUGUUUCGAGCAUUUUUACUAAAUAGAUGAUGAAUUUAUGCCCUUGUAAGUUUGUAUAAAUCUCUGAAUACCGCGGUGUAUUUUAAAAGAACUAUUGGAGUUUAAUGCCCAGCAUAACGUACGAAAGAGAGCCAUAUAGACAAAAAAUAUAGAAAUAAAAUUUAUUUAGAAGUACUAACGUUAAAUUGAUUUUUAUUUCUAUAUUUUUGUCUAUAUGGCUCUCUUUCGUACGUUAUGCUGGGCAUUAAUCUUUAUAAUACGAUUACGAUUCCCGCCUGGUUCAUCACUUGCAAGUAAAUUGGAGUUUAUUUAUGAAAAUGAAAUAUUUCUUUUAAUUUUAAAGCAAGUUCACAGCAAUAACUAUCACAACUAAAAUAUCAACUAUUUGAGCACUUAAUACAGUGCAUAUUGUGCACAAAGAGCACAAUCUUGUUAUUUUCCCAACAUUUCAACCUGCAAUCAGGUGGGCGUUUGGCGGGCAUUAAACGGGAAAUUAAAACCAAAACUACCGGUUGUUUAGCAUAUAAUUUUUCGGUGCUAAAAAAAGUGUACCAGAAGAACCAAACUUUUCGGUUAACCGCACAGCUCUAGUAGAUGGAAUGAUGGCAUGCAUCAUAAUGGCGUAUACGUCAUACCGCACUGUUAAAUACAUUUUUUACUGCUGUUUAUGCUAUUUUCAGUGAACCUGUUGUAAAGAAGCAAAAGAAAAAAUCAACUGCAACUAUUAAAACUACAAAGAAAGUUCCAGCUAAGAAGACAGUGAAGAAAAAGAAAUUGAAUAUCAAGCAAGAACCAGAUGAUGAUACUCAUCCUCAUGUCAAGUUAAUUAUAAAGAAAAGCCCUACCAAAUCAGCAACAAUUGCAGAGGUUAUGAUGCAAGAUAUGUCAGAGCAGUCCAGUGAAUUACCAGAAGGAUCUUCCCAAGAUAGUAAAGAAACAGUGGUGAAGAAGCCAGAAAUAAAGAAGAAACCAGACAUGAAGAAGAAAACAGGUAUAAAGAAGAAACCAGAUACGAAGAAGAAACCAGACGUGAAAAAGAAAUCCGACACAAAGAAGAAAGACAUAAAAAGAAAACCACCAAAUAAGAAAUAUAAACCGCUAACUGUGAAACCGUCGGUGCCAAGGCCUUUUAGAAAGGUAAUGUAGAUUGGUCUUUCUUUUUAUGUCUGUUUUUGAGGACUUUUAGCUUGUUCUUUUAGCUUGUUGUUGAGAGCAGUGUAAAUUAUUUACUUUUUAUUGUGUGACAUAGGUUGCAUAAAAUCAAAUUGUUUUGAUUUCCUGUAACUGGCCAUUGGACAAAAUUAAGAUUGAUCAAUCAGAGAAUGUCUGUUGAUCAAUUUGAGGUGGUCUCAAUGACUUGUCACCUGGAAAUGAAGUUCUGUGUGACCUUUCUCAUGAGACAAAUUACUUCACUCAUGUGAACGAACCUUGUUAUAUACUACAAGGGCUGGUUGUUGUUCAAAGCUGGAUUAUCACUAACAAUGGGUUAAAUUUUGACCCACUGUUUUUUGUUUGUGUACAUCUGAAAGUCUGUUUAUUUCAAAACUUUUAUUUCAAAAAUAUUUGCAUGUUUAUAAACAAGAUGUCGGAAAGAUUGCUGUGAUGUUUUCUAUUGAGCUAUAUGUAGGAUUAAGCUAUAUGUAGGAUUAAGCUAACCGGCUUUUGAACAACCACUGCAGUCUACAUAAUGUGUACUUCUUGAUCUGCAUGGCGCAAAUUCUUCCACAUGUCUGCCAGGCAACGACACAUACUUGCAAAGUCUAAUAACUCAAUACAGUCAAUCUAGUUUCUUAACAUUUUAACAAACGUAUCAGUUAAAGUAAACAGUUAUAUAUGGAAUUCACUUUAUGUGAGUAUUUUUCUCAGUUGAUCUGGAAAUGGGAUUUUGUAUUUUAGGAUAGAUUUUCACGGAAAAUAUUGUAAAAAAGACACUCUUAGGCAUUUGCAUCUUGAAGGAAGUUUCCUUGAAAUAAAAUCUGGUAAGGAAUGUGUCGUUUUCGUUUAGAAAAAAGACAAAACUAUGAAGGCUAGAACAGUUUCAGCAUAUUCUUUGUUUACUAAAAAUAGAAGAAAAGGUUUACUGGAAAAAGAACCCAACUUAGGUAAGUUGUUUUUAUUUAAACCUAGCCAUAGGUCAUAGGCAUUGUACAACUUGCACAUUGUGUUUGAAAUUAUUCACUCGGGUCUCAGCCGCAGCUUAUUGUUUAGUGUUCAAUCCAAUUAAAUAUUAUUUAGACUUUGCAACUACCAGUCGUCGCUUGGCAGCAAUGUGGAAGAGCUUGCCUCAUGCAGAUCAAGAAGUAUGUAAACUGUGAAGAUCAAUAUUUUAUAUUUGUAUUACUACAUAAGAACUUCACAGUUAUUAAUUGAAUCAACUAAAGUUUACUUGUCUUUCUAUUAGUACUGGAAAGCAAAAGCAAGAGCAGUGAGAAUGCCAAAUGGACGAGAUCCUACCCGAUCUUUCUUACGAGGUAGAAGAGGUCGAUAUGAUUCUUAUAACUGGUCACACUUCAGUGAUGUUCCUCCCUCAUCCACUGGAACUGAAGCUAUUGAUAUGGCUGCUUAUCUGAAGUUACUGGGAGAGUCUCUUUGCUCUAUUGGCAUGUGUCUCAAGAGACAGGUUCGUAACUCCUUUUGUGUUACUCUUGUGUAACUUAUGUGUUUACAGCGCAUGUUGUUACACUUAUUUCUAGUGGAAUGAAGGGGUACUAAACUAAACUGAUAAGAAAGUCAGUUUUAUAUUCAGGCUGGAUAGCUCUAUUAAAGCUAAGGCUGGAUAGCUGUAAGUUUUAAAACUGUUCUUUCAAGAGGUCCAGAAUCAAUUAUUUGGUCCAGUACAUAAACAAAUUAUACGAGCAAAUACCUGGGGGCGGUUGUUCAAAGGUGGAUUAGCGCUAACCCUGGGUUAAAAUUUAACCCGCUGUUUGUGUAUUUCUGCAUGUCUAUCUAUUUCAAAACUUCAGAGAAUAAAACUUCUGUUGAUCAAGACAAGUUUUCUAGGAAAAUAUUUUCAUGUUUGUAAACAAGUUGUUGGGAAGAUUCCUUUUUAUUAACCUUGGAUUAAGCUCACAGACUUUUGACCAACCGGCCCUAGAAGAAAACCUGCAUUGAUUGGUUGAGUCAAAUUGGAAGCACUCUUCUUACAUGCAAGGUGCAUCUGAGUCAAAAUCAUAAUCAGACAACUACAGUUAUAGAAGUGAAAGGCACAUGUAUUAAUGACCACUGUGCAACCAACAUCCCAUGACCCUGAUGAUGUUGUUGAAUAUUUUAACUAAACCUGAAACCACAGAUAAAUCAGGGUGCGAUAAUUCUCGUACUUACCAAUAUUACCACAUAGGUACGCGGAACUACUGCUAUAUGCGUACUUACACAUGACUUUUCCAAGCCCAAGGUAUUCAAUAUCGUAAUUUAGUUGGUAUAUCAUGUGUCUGAGAUGUCUUGGCAUGAAACAUGAUUGGAAUGAUGGGGCUAGGAAACGUUGGAGUCGAUUGUUUGUAUAUGCAAUUGUGCUUCUUUUUCUACCUCGUAGUCUGAAUAUACUUUUCAGAACCCUGUACUUUAUGAACUUUAUUUUAAUGACUAAGUACACAUUGAGUAUCGAGUUUGUACUAGCGCAAGUACGCGGCAAUAAUCAUUGGCGUACCAGUCAGGUACGAAUAAAAAUCUCAUAAAUUAUAUUUCUUCCAGGAUCAGAUGGAAGUCCAUGGCAGUUUAUCAGUUUUACUUGAUACAGCAUUAUGUUCAAUUGUUCCAAUAUUCUGUUUGACGUCACAACUACCUGUGAUGGCUGGAUGUUCCCAUGAAACGCAGGUAAACGCUGUUGUUCCCGCACGUAGUGUUACUGUUACACGUAAAAAUGUAUAAGUUGUAAUAAGCCGACAUCAAGUUGAGGUGGGGGUAGGGGAGCUUUUGAAAACGUAGAAAAAGGAGGGUGCUAAGCCCCUCCGAAGAUAAGGUUUAUAUACUAAAUAUUCAUAAUAUCCCGUUAUGUGGCUUGUAACAGUUGUAGGAGGUUAAAUUCCAUUCAAAGUCUCAGCGUGUCAAAUCUUCCUCAGAAUGCAGGAAAUGCCAUUUCAGAGAGUAUAUAUUUCAAAAUUAUUGCUGGGGAACAUACCCCGGACUCCCCUAGAGUUUGUUUACCCCCCCACCAAACCGAUACAUAGAUCGAUUUUAUUUCAAAAUCAUUAUGAAUUAAACUUUUAUAACGAUGUAAGGUUUGAUGUACUACUUAAAACACGAGCAGCAGUGUUUUAUCAGAGAUAUAGAUACGAGGCCAAGGCGACUAUCUUUAGGUCUGAGAAAACACGCACUGCGAAUGUUUUAAAUUGCUUCAAAAUCUACCUAGUAAGUUCAUUGGCGAAGUAAUUUUCAAAAAAUACGUGUAAGUCGAGAAAAUCAAAGUCAAAGUUUAUGUAAAUCAAGGGAAAUCUCUAUUACUGCUAUAUUUAGGUUGGAUAUUCAAUGAAUGUUUAGGCUUGUUUGCUAUUUUGGGCUUAUCCAAGGCAAAUAGUUAAGAAAGUUACGGAUCCACAAUAUCACAAUGUUUCUUUUUGUUCGGAUUGUGGAUACCAUAUUAAAACAGGGCUAGGAAGUCCUGUUUAUUUUACUUGACAUGUGUAGUUUUGCAAACGCUGACGACUUUUUCGUUUUCUUGAUAGGCUCAAAUUUUGGAUAACUUGGCAUAUAUAAUACCUGGUCUUUAAAGGACAGAUUUUAUGAGGUUUUAUUUGAAAUGGUUAUGUUUAUGCCCAUAUUUGAUGUAUUGGUGUAAUCAGAUGUGUAUAAUUGUAUAGGUUUUUACUAUAGUGUACGGUUUAAUGUAUAUCACAACGUGCAGUAUGUAUAUAGAAACGGAUGCAACAUUUGGUUCUCGGGUUAACGCUGUAUGUUCAUUCAAAGCCAAAGAGUGCACUGUCCUGUCUGAGCUGAAUGAUCGUUAGGCAUUGACUGUAUAUCUCUAAAAGGUAUUUGGAAUUAUUCACAUGUAUUCAAUUUGAUUUGCAAAAUUGCCUAACAAAUGCAGACAAAGUUAGUUGAGCUGACGUUUGUUUUUUUAUCCAUUUCACAACUUUGGAUGCUGCCUAGUUAUAGACACUUCCCGAGUUUGCUUGAAUGGACACAAAACAGUAGCUUGAAGUCGAGGCGGACAAUGUAAUCCAUUAUGAAUAAGUCGUUUUCAUUGCCAACUAGCAAAUUCGGGAGUUGUCUGUUACUUCAGUUUACGGAAGGAGGCAAAGCUGCAAUCCAGGCAAAAACCUUGUGGGCAUGUCAAAUUGUAUAUAUAUUUGGAAAUAUAUCAAGUAUAUCUGUUAAACGCCUACUCCCUCUCUCAAUGUCGCAUCCAUUAUGAUACACACAAAUUUGCAUGACGAUUUCAAACAUUGUUUGGGGGGAGUCCCUACUAUUCCUAUGAGGCUAAUAAUCCACAUCAUUUUUGGCCUAGAUUGCAACUGUGCAUUAGAAUUUAGAAUGAUUUACAACUGUGAUACUGUGGCAAGUUGUGCGAAGGCAGAUGCUGCACCGGAUUACAACUUUAUGGAUUUUGAUAACAUUCACAGUUUCUCAAGUAUUUUUUCAAAGCUUGGAAAAACAGAAAAGUCACCAUCCAAAAAACGCCAUAGCGCUAUCUGGCCUUCGUACGACUAGGCCCGGUUGUAUAAAACUCUUACUCUUCAUAAAACUUUAACUACCUGUUUCGUAGUUGGAUUCUCAUUGGUUAAAUUUUCCACUAACUAUUGGUAAGUUUAAUUGAUUAUUUUGUAUAGAGCGUUUGCACAAUUCAAAAUAAUUUUAAUUAUACUUUUGUCUGGAACACCAACAUGGCCGCCAUGGCUUUUGUGGAGUUGGUCAAAUGAGUGCAAACGCUCUAUACAACCGUGGCGGUUAAACUGGUAAAGUUUACGAAUUCUUGUAAAUUUCCUGAUUUUUAAAUAAAUGAAGUUUAAGGGAGUGUUCAUUAUUUAUACCCGGGGUUGGUAUCGAAGAGAAACUAAUCGAAAAGAGAAAAAAAAACAACCACUCACCCUUUCGGUCAACCAUUUUUUCCCCUACCCAACUAUUGCAUGACUUGGAUUUUUAUUUUACCCAACCCAAUUUCAAAAUUAUACAAGUAUUUUACAUACAUACAUAUAUAUUAUUAUUACAAGCUAGGCCACUAUAGUAUAAACAGUACUAUGCAUAUUUGGUGCACUAACUGAAUGUCAAGUAUAAUCAUUUGUACCUUCACAAGUUCAUAUUAUGUUCCCAAGCCUCCAAGUUCCUGCAGUCCUACUAUGUCUCGUCGUUGUAAUCAGAGGGGAUGCCCCAUCCCAGUUGGAGUUUAGUUUUCUUUGUGGGGAAUGAAUGUAUCUUUCCUGGAAUGACCCAUUUCGUUAAAGGAUUUUCAUAUUUUGUUCAAUUGAAGGUUUGUAUUGGAAAUAAUUUACCCAACCAUAGGCUUUGUUCAAAAAAUAUUUACCCAACCCUUCAUACCCCAGAAAAAUGGCUUACCCAACCCAUUUCUCUUCGGUACCAACCCCGGGUAUAAAUAAUCAACACUCCC